Molecule: messenger RNA, 3363 nt
Organism: Theileria orientalis strain Shintoku
Lineage: Eukaryota; Apicomplexa; Aconoidasida; Piroplasmida; Theileriidae
Exons: 1
Coding region: 1-3363 (1120 amino acids)
Cellular component (GO): membrane; microtubule; cytoplasm
Molecular function (GO): GTPase activity; microtubule binding
Source: RefSeq, a predicted model, not a curated record
AUGUUAAACCAACGACGAACUAAACUUGAAGAUUUGACUGAUAUUUCAAUCGAAUGCAUCGGCUUGGCGAAGCAACACCUCGAAGUCAUCAAGUCACUCACAGAUGUCAAACUGAUGUACAUACACUGCUACCAGUUGAUGAAACUGGGAGGGUUAGAAGCCGAAGUGCCCAGACUGGUAGUGUUCGGACAGCAAUCGAUGGGAAAGACAACACUGCUGGACUUUAUCAUGGGAGGGCCAAUAGGAUACUCGAGCACAGACACAGGAACGAAGCAGCCAGUCUCAAUCAUCAUGAAGCCCUUAACGACACUGAACACACUGAAGGAGACCCUCAAGGAAAACAUGAAGGAGGGCUCGAAGGCAAACCUGAAGGAGAAGUACAAGGGCAACGAGGAGAUACUGCUGAACGAGACGAACUCGAUAGUGUGCAAGUUCAACGGAAGGUUCAUGACAAUACACGAAGUGCAAGACGCAAUGCGCGUGCACAUGCAAUCGCUGGGACAGACGAUAUUAUCAGACGAGCUGGAGGUUGAGGUGUACGUGCCGAACGCACUGUACGCAAUAUUCGUGGACCUCCCGGGAAUCAAGGACGACUCUAAGGUGGGAGCAGAGCUUACGAGAAGCGUGGUGAGAAACUACGUCUCGAAUAACCCGAACGACCUGUACAUCCUGGUAAAAAAGGCAAGCGACGACCCUAGUAACUGGCCGUGGUCGCUGAAGGAGUUCAUCACGAGCUCGGCACCAGCAGGGCUAGGUCUGACGCCGCAGCAGACGAUGGUGGUGGGCACGAGAGCGAAGGAGUUCCUUCUCAACGAGAAGACGGACAUAAAGACGUACGAGGAGCUGGUGGAGAGAGUGUACAAGCGUGGAGUUGUGGACUCGAAGGGUCAGAUGCUGCCGCUGCACCUGCUGGAGCUCUUCAGCCUCUCGAUCCAGGCGAAGGAAAGCGGAGACUUCCUGAGCAACAGAGACGACAUGAAGGCGCAAAUCUCGACCUCGCAGAAGCAGAUCUACGACCUGCUGGUUAACUCGUUCAACUCGACGAACCUGGGCGACGAGGACAGACUGAAGGAGGAGCUAUUCAACAUCUUCAGCAUCGACUCGUUCCUGAAGACGCUGAACCACAAGUUCCAGUCACUGAUGACGAAUCAGCUGAAUAACCUGGAGAGAAGGCUCGUGAGGAAGAAAAUAGAGCUGGAGAGGCAAAUAGCGGCAAUGGACGGGAAGCUGAGCAGGUUCUCGCCGCAGAGUCUGCGCGAGAGCAUAAAGCAGUUUAUAAGGCAGCUGAUAGAAGUGGUGCACAACAUGAUCACAGGAAACUACACGAUCAUGAAGUUGCCGAUAGCGCCGGAGCAGUUCAUGAAGAUAUACGGAGGGAACCUGCACGAUAACCUGCAGGACGGACACGAGUUGGCACUAAACCUGUUUCCGAUGCCGGAAAUGUACGACCCGGAGUUUUAUAGUAAGAUCAUGAAGAGGACGGAGGUGCUCUACAAGAAGAAGCUGACGAUGAUGGACUGCAUCAAGCCAGGAAGGUACGUGCGCUACUUCACGUCGCGAGUAAACUCGCACAUGUUCGGCCUUAUAGAGCCGCCGAGCAGGACGAACAACAGCAACAACGGACUGGACAUCAACUUUGACCUGUUGAACAAGGACUACGGCUCAGAUGAGCUGAUCAACGUGGAAUUCAUCCAGAUCAACAACGGAGUGGAGACGAGUCUGCACAAGAACAUAGACAGAAACAAGCUGGUGCUGCUGACGCCGCUGCCAAGCGUGUCAAUAGAGCGCCUGCAGGUGCCGCUCUACGCCUGGCACAAGACGCAGGCGUCGACAGGCUGGGUGCUGGUGAGGCCGAUCAUCAUAGACAGGCUGCCGCCGGAAAUUUUGAUACAAAAGAGCAACUACAGAGAAGUUGACAUAGCAAACAAGCAAAUCUCGUUCAGAUACCUGGACGAGUCCUCAGUGGACAACACAAACGUAAACACGAGCGACAACGAGUACCCAGUGAACCAGAGAGGAGACAGCGGAGCAGGCCUGGGCGCAGCAGCGGGAGCGUCGAAGGACGGAAAGGAGCCCAAGGACGCAAAGGAUAACCUGGGAGCCUCCAAGGACAAGUUCAAGGACAAAUUCAAGGACAAGUACGGAGGAAACACGACGACAGGGUCGAGCCAGACGAACCCGUCCUCGGGGUCGAAGGAGGAGAAGGAAAACGUGAAGUACGGAGACAGGUAUUUGUACUUCACGAACUGCAGUGAGAUAUACCUUGAGGACAAAACGUCGACGCCCUACUUCAACAGCGCCCUGGAAAUGGUGAGUGGUGAGCACGCAGACAGUAACCUGCUGAACCAGCUGGCAUUCACAAACGUGAGCCACUGGCUUAAAUUCCACAUCAAGCACAUGGAGCCUGAGCAGGUGUACACCUCAGGAGUCCUCUACCAAAUGCUUAGAAGCAUACACCACGUCGUCGACAGAGCGGACUGGGAGCCGCUGGUGGCAGACCUGGUGCAGAGCAACGUGAGAGGCACGCUGCUGCACGCGGCAAGGCUGAGCGCCUGCGCGUGCGCAGCGGCACUGCGCCGCGUGCUGCGAGCGAGUCUCUCGGAGGUGUUCAGGUGCAUACAGAUCAACGACCUGGACCACUCGCUGCUGGGACUGAGCGAAAGCCUGCACUUCCAGGAACAAAUUGACCAGCUGAGCGAGGAGUUCUGUAGACAGAAGGCACUCGAGUGCAGCAACGACAUGAGGAACCUGAUCCUGGAGCAGACGUACUCAAUACAGUUCGACGUGGCAGUGGACAUCUUCGACUCGUGCAACGAGUUCGAAAAGUACUUCAUUAACACGAACAAGUACCGAGGACACAUGCAGGAGUUCCUGAACAACGUGAAGGAAAACAUGGCAAUCAGGAAGAGAAGGCUCGCAAUGAACGACCUCUUCGAAAAGGGCGACACGAAGAACAGCAUCGAGCUCAUCUACGAGGAGGUCAAGGUGCAGUUCUGGGCCACGAAGAUGCUGCUCUCCUCGCCGCUCACGAGCAAGCUCUACUCGCACUUCAUCAAAAACGUGCUCGAGAAGAAGCAGGUGCUCAACGAGGACCCGGCGAUCAAGCUCGAGGCGGAGUUCGAGGAGUUUUUGCAGAGCAACAUCCUCUACGAGUUCGUCGACGGGAACCUCGUGCCCAAGAACAACGCUAAGCUGAGCAACGACUACGACCUCAACGUCAAGUUCGACCGCUUCAUCCAGAAGUACAACAAGACGAAGCGCAUCCUGGAGUACGUGACCUACGCGCUCGAGGGCAUCACGAAGUUCAAGCAUCACGCGCACUCUGAGGAGGUGGUCAACUUCCUGUCGCACCUGACGCUGUAG